AGUCCCGAACCACGCCAUGGCGGACCCAGAAUCCUUGGGCUUUGAACACAUGGGCCUGGAUCCCCGGCUCUUGCAGGCUGUCGCCGAUCUGGGAUGGUCGCGACCUACGUUGAUUCAAGAAAAGGCUAUCCCGCUGGCCCUAGAGGGGAAAGACCUCCUGGCCCGGGCCCGCACUGGUUCCGGGAAGACAGCUGCUUAUGCUAUUCCGAUGCUACAGCUGCUGCUCCACAGGAAGGCGACAGGUCCUGUGGUGGAACAGGCUGUAAGGGGAGUUGUCCUUGUUCCUACCAAGGAGCUAGCACGGCAAGCUCAGUCCAUGAUUCAGCAGCUGUCUGCCUACUGUUCUCGGGAUGUGCGGGUGGCCAAUGUCUCAGCUGCUGAAGACUCAGCUUCUCAGAGAGCUGUACUGAUGGAGAAGCCAGAUGUAGUGGUGGGGACCCCAUCCCGUAUAUUAAGCCACUUGCAACAAGACAACUUGAAACUGCGUGACUCCCUGGAGCUGCUGGUGGUGGAUGAGGCUGAUCUUAUUUUUUCCUUUGGCUUUGAGGAAGAACUGAAGAGUCUACUCUGUCACUUGCCCCGGAUUUACCAGGCUUUUCUCAUGUCAGCUACAUUUAAUGAGGAUAUACAAGCAUUAAAGGAACUGGUACUACAUAAUCCGGUUACCCUCAAGUUACAAGAGUCUCAGCUUCCAGGAUCAGACCAGUUACAGCAGUUUCAGGUAGUCUGUGAGACUGAAGAAGACAAAUUCUUGCUGCUGUAUGCUCUGCUCAAGCUGUCGUUGAUUCGGGGCAAGUCCCUGCUCUUUGUCAAUACUCUAGAGCGGAGUUACCGGCUCCGUCUAUUCCUGGAGCAGUUCAGCAUCCCCACCUGCGUACUCAAUGGAGAACUUCCCCUGCGCUCCAGGUGCCACAUCAUCUCACAGUUCAACCAAGGCUUCUAUGACUGUGUCAUAGCAACAGAUGCUGAAGUCCUGGGGGCCCCAGCCAAGGGCAAGCGGCAGGGUCGAGGGUCCAAAGGAAACAAGGCCUCUGAUCCAGAGUCAGGUGUGGCCCGGGGCAUAGACUUCCACCAUGUGUCUGCUGUGCUCAACUUUGAUCUCCCCUCCACCCCGGAGGCCUACAUCCAUCGAGCUGGCAGGACAGCGCGAGCCAACAACCCAGGCAUAGUUUUGACAUUUGUGCUACCCACAGAGCAGUCAUACUUGGGCAAGAUCGAGGAACUUCUCUGUGGAGAGGGCGAGGCCCCUGUCCUGCUUCCCUACCAGUUCCGAAUGGAGGAAAUCGAGGGUUUCCGCUAUCGAUGCAGGGAUGCCAUGCGCUCAGUGACUAAGCAGUCCAUUCGGGAGGCAAGACUGAAAGAGAUUAAGGAGGAACUUCUGCAUUCAGAGAAACUUAAGACAUACUUUGAAGACAAUCCCAGGGAUCUCCAGCUGCUGCGACAUGACCUGCCCUUGCACCCUGCAGUCGUGAAACCUCACCUGGGCCAUGUACCUGACUACUUGGUCCCUCCUGCUCUUCGUGACCUAGUACGCCCUCACAAGAAGCGAAAGAAGCUGUCCUCCUGUAGGAAGGCUAAGAAAGUGAAGACCCAGAACCCACUGCACAACUUCAAGCACAGAGGAAGGAAAUCCAGACCAACAGCCAUGCCCUCCUGAGAUUGCCUGGGCCUGAGUUCGAAGUGGAUUGGGAUUCCUUGCCUGGAUGGAGUGGGUUUCCCACACUUCAUGUGCGCACACUCCUGUGCUUACUAACUGGAUAGACUGAACUCUGGGGAGGCUCUGGACCCUCCAGAUCUGCCAAGCUGCCAUUUGCCCCUUAAUAGAAUAACAGUUCCAGCUGCCCCAGGUUGUGCCUCUGGGCAUGUGGGAAGGGACUAUUUCCCAAAACCUUGGAAGAUGGGAAACUUCAGAAGGUGGUGGUGCCUAGCUGCUGCUGCAUGCAGUGCCUCACAUGACCAGCAGAUGUCAGUUGUGCAAAGCCAACUGCUAAGAAAAGCCUGUUCUGGUCCAGUUGGUUCAGCAUGGGGCUAGGCCAGCCUAGAGCCUCUGCCCUGCUGCUUCAACCUUACCAUGUGGUUCAGGCUGAUAGAUGUACCUGCAACCUAGGAGACAGAUUUUCUUUACCACAAGCCUUGGAUUGCCCCUUACCCAAUGCACGCUCAUUUAGAUAGAAGAGAAUGUUGCCCACCCCUCAGAGGAUUCAGGGCAGCUAUCUCCCUUUCCCCUUCCCAGAUGAUAACUCAUGUGUCAGUUGUUGUCUGUAUUUCAGAUACACAAGUGGUAGUACAACAUGCAUACCUAUUGCAUCUC
Messenger RNA from Urocitellus parryii (Arctic ground squirrel), 2311 nucleotides. It is a transcript of the gene Ddx56, whose product is annotated as DEAD-box helicase 56. NCBI's taxonomy places the organism in Eukaryota, Metazoa, Chordata, Mammalia, Rodentia, Sciuridae. The record is from RefSeq and is a predicted model, not a curated record. Gene Ontology annotation, cellular component: cytosol. Gene Ontology annotation, molecular function: ATP binding; RNA helicase activity; nucleic acid binding.